GUAGAGUGCCCUCCGAAACAACAGGUGGCGGUAGUCCUCUUUGUUUAAUAGCGUUUUUCAAGCGCGUGAAAAACAUAACAUAGAGCAAAGCAGCCAUUCGAUUGUUGGAAUUUUAUUUCUUUCCACGAUACGCGAAAUUGUACCCGUCUUCCCUUUUCAUCCACUAUGACAGCGUAAAAAGCUCCACAGUUUCGGUGGAGCGCCCGCGUUUUGACAUGUCGGCGUUCAGCUCUUCCAGCAAACUGAAUUUACUGGUCAACAAGCUUCAUGAAUACUUGGCACAUUCCAGCGUUGAAGACGGCACUGGAGUUCAAUCACCAGAUGUAUCUGGUCAGACACAUGCAGGCUUUUCAGCAGGAAACUCUACUGGUCACGGCGCAGAGACCAGCCUAGACAACAGAUACUCAAGGAGAAAACCCUCAGUUGUCAUAAAACACUCUGGACUGGAUGAGUCUGGAGACUCAAAUGAAAGCGAUGCAGUGAAUUCGACCGAGAACACAAAUGGCCGUCUUGAUGUGACUCAAUUGCCUAAAGGUACAGCUUUUGUCAGACCCGAACCUGUGGACAAUGGAAGAGACGAGUUCAGGGGUCCAGAAUUUCGAAGCCGAAAACCCAACGUGCUACGGAAAGAGUUUUCAAGGAAACGUGGAGGAGGUGAACAUGUUGGAAUUGUGACUUGUACUGCUUGUGGUCGUCAAGUUAACCACUUCCAGAGAGACUCCUUGUAUCGACAUCCAGUUCUGAAAGUACUUAUUUGCAAGGCUUGCUACAAAUAUUACUCAAGUGAUGAAAUCAGCAAGGAUGGAGAUGGAAUGGAUGAGCAGUGCAGGUGGUGUGCUGAAGGCGGCAACUUAAUCUGUUGUGACUUUUGCAGUAAUGCUUUUUGCAAGAAAUGUAUUCUACGGAAUCUGGGACGAAAGGAACUGUCUGGCAUAUUAGAGAGCAAAUGGUACUGCUACGUCUGCAGCCCAGAACCUCUUUUUGACCUGGUGGCAGCCUGCAACCAUGUCCUUGAGAACAUGGAGGGCGUGUGGAGUCAGCAGCGAAGGAGAAAUCGAGUGGAGCCAGACAAAUCUGGGCUCUUGCCACAGAACAUUUGUCUGGAUAAAUGGGACCACAGUGGAAUGGAUGGGAGCGUUGUCUUUAACUACAACGCUUUGCAAGUGUCUAAAGAAGUUACCAAGAAGGCCAAGCAUUUAGUGGAGUCAACAAAUGCCUUAAAUCAAAUGUUUGUCAAUUUCAUUCACAGUGUGACAAAAAAACAGCAAACUCCCAGUGUUCGCGUGCUGUAUUUUAACUCGUUUUUAGCUGUUGUUAAAGGCCUAAAAAAAUCUCUGGCGGCACUGGAGGGUAGUCUUAAGGAAGAAUUCAGUGACUUGGAUCUAUCUAUCAGCUGGGAGAGGGUCUUCAGCAGUGAUUUUGAUGCUUUAGAGGCCGAAUCCGACAUGGAGCUGAACACUUCUGAUGAAAGGUGCUUGAGCGACUUGCAGAAAAUGGCAGCUGAACAUUUUGAAGAUAAAGAUUCUGACCGCAACGGGUUCAUGGACGGAAGAAUCAUACACGACCACUUCGAUCAAGAAACUCAUGAAGCAAGAGUGAGCGCAGGAGUCAUGGGCCUCAAUCCCAACCAGGAAAGUCCUGUUGACAUCACUAAAAAGCUGGUCGUCAAACUUACGCCUGUUGCAAUGGAGCAGCCGCCAUCACCUGAAGCUCCAAAGGGAGAGGAGGAGGAAUUUGAAAUGGAGAAGAAUGUAGCAGAAGAAGAAAAAGCGUCUGAUGAAGAUGGUAAAGUUGAAGCGAACUCUAGUGAACCUCACUUAUUAGAGGAAGAAAAAGGUAACAGGCGUUCCCCUCGUGUCAAGACGACUCCUCUACGCCGACCGAGUGAUGUCAAAGCCAAAACCUCUUUUUCAGCAGGAGACAGCGACAGUGAUUCAGACCCUGGCGAGAUCCCAGACGCCACACCAGCCACAAACAUCAAGGAGCAAAGUUUGAGCAGAGCAGAGGACGACUCGGACUCAGACGAAGUUCCUGCCGCUCUACUCGAGCGAGUAGCCAUGAUCCAAAGCUCGGACGAACCCCAGAGUGAGGAAGAUGGAAAUCAGGCGUCUCCAAACAAGGUGGCAAAGAAAUGUUUGUUUUGGCUCACUAAGAACAGCCCAAUGUCACCAGAGAAGAUGCGGCGAAAGCGCAAAAAGCCUGACCAGUCAUCUGAGUCUGAAUCGAGCACCAUGGUUGCCAAAGCCCAACAAGACAGCCAGAUGGACUCCUCUAGCGAUGACGACUCGCAGAACCAAAUACAACACUUAAGUGCAGUGAGGUCAAUAGGAACUUCACACCUCGGCAAAGAAAAGAAAGGAAUGGCUAGAAAGCAGAGAAGACUGCAAGUUGAAGAGAGUAAAAGAAAAUCUUACCGGGAAGCUACUGAUUCUUCAUCCUCCUCCUCCUCCUCCUCCUCAUCCUCCUCGUCAAGUGAAGACGAUGAUUCGGGCAGUGAUGUCAGUGAUCAGAAGAUGAAGCCAAUCACAGAAGGUGUGAUGCCCCUUGAUGUAGCAGCAUUCCAGCAGUCAUCAGGAGAUGACGAACAGUCCGGGCCCUCAUGGGCAGCAGGAGAUGACGACGACGACGAUCUAGAAAAUAGAAUCGCUAAGAAAAUGCUGUUGGCCAGAAUUAAAGCCAACUACUCUUCGAGUGAUAUUUCUUCAGACGAGGAGGUGCAGGAGAAGGAGUCUCAGUCACUGUUUGACCAGGAGGUCAGAGAAGACAUUGAGGAUGGUGGGACUCGGGAAAGUGGUGAGGAUUUGGCCUCAGAAACCUCUGACAGCAUGCCAGAAAAGCCCAAAUCCAGACACCACCUCCUCCAACUCAAACUCACUUUAGACGAGGGAACAUCAGGAAGCAAUGAAGUAGAACAACAGAGCAAAAGAAGGGCAGAGAAGAAUCCAGCCUCUGAAGCUGAAAGUGAUGCUAACGGCAACGGUUGUCAUGACGAUGAGGGCAUGAGUGAGGAGCUUAGCCUAUCAGAGGAUGGUGAAGACGAACCUCAUAGAAUAAAAGUCGAAGAAAUUGAAGGAGUUUGUAGUCUAAAAGACAUGCAAGCGAGCUGCAUUUGGUUGUCUGACUCCAGCACGGAAAAGAGUGAUCUAGAAGAGGAAAAUAAAGAGGAGAGUAAACCUAAAGGUACUCCCAAAGGACGUAAGGAGAUCCGCAAAAUCAUUGAGGAUGAGGAGCUUCGAUCUGAGACGCAGGAAGCUCUCCGGGAGGAGGAGGAGAGACGCAGGCGUUUGGCAGACAGAGAACAACAAAUGGAAGACAUGAGAGAGAUUACUGUGAUAGAAGAUGAGCUGUCUCAGGUGGUUUGCCCUGUUGCAACCAAACUGGUGUUGGAUCAGGAUGAGGAGACCAAGCAGCCUCUUGUUCAAGUUCACAGCAAUCUGGUUACAAGACUGAAGCUUCAUCAAGUGGACGGUGUUCAGUUUAUUUGGGACAGCUGUUGUGAGUCUGUAAAGAAGGCUAACUCCACUCCUGGAUCAGGCUGCAUCCUGGCUCACUGCAUGGGUUUAGGGAAGACUUUGCAGGUGGUAACCUUCCUUCACACGGUGCUACUUUCUCCAAACCUGAACUUCCGAACAGCCUUGGUGGUGUGUCCGCUCAACACUGUCCUCAACUGGGCCACUGAGUUCAAUAAAUGGCAGGAGAACUUGGGAAAGGAUAAAGUCAAAGUGACAGUAUUGUCUGCCAUAAAUCAACCGAGUGAGCGUAUCAGAGCUCUGCAGCGGUGGCACAGAGACGGAGGUGUUGCAAUCAUGGGAUAUAAGAUGUACACCGUCCUGUCUCUCGGCCCCAAAGCCGCCACUGAAGAAUUGAAGAAGGAGCUGAAGUCUUUAUUAGUGAAUCCAGGUCCAGACUUUGUGAUUUGUGAUGAGGGGCACGUCCUUCGCAAUCAAACCACCAUAACCUUGAAAGCAAUGACUGCUAUCAAAACCCAAAGAAGGGUGGUGCUGACUGGCACGCCGCUUCAAAACAACCUUGUUGAAUACCACUGCAUGGUCAGCUUCAUCAAGAAGAAUCUUCUUGGUUCUCUGAGUGAGUUCAGGAACAGAUUCAUCAACCCCAUAGAGAACGGGCAGUGCGCUGACUCCACCCCAAAAGACGUCAGGAUCAUGAAGAAGCGCGCCCACGUGCUCCACUCUGUGUUAGCUGGAUGUGUGCAGAGGAAAGAUUACUCGGAGCUGACGCAGUUUCUGCCUCCCAAAUAUGAGUACGUGCUGGCGGUGAGAGUUUCGCCUCUUCAGUGUAAGAUUUAUCGCCACUACCUCGACCUUAUUACCCGUGAGAACUCUAGGCCUUUUAAUGCAAAGAAAAAAGCUGGAGCAAACCUGUUUAAAGACUUCCAGGUUCUCGGCCGAAUUUGGGCUCAUCCAUGGUGCCUUCAUCUCAUCCAGAUGAGUAAAGAAAGCAAGAGAACGUCUAGAAAGAAGAGUCAAGCACCACAAAGUGAUGUGGAGAACAUCGCGGCAGAAAGUUCAAUGAUUGAGGACAAAGGAGACGAAAGUAUCUUAAAUGAGGAGAACCAAGAGGUUGCAGAUCCUGAAGCCAGGGAAGCAGCCAACAGCUCAAAGGAAGGCUGGUACAAGAGCCUGCUGUCUGAAGAGGACGCCAAAGUCAUGGAGCAUUCUGGGAAGAUGGUGAUCUUGUUUGAGAUCCUCAGAAUUGCUGAGAACUUGGAUGAUAAAGUGCUCGUUUUCAGCCAGUCUUUAGUCUCGCUGACCCUAAUUGAAGAGUUCCUUGCAGCUUCUCAUCGUUCCAGAGACCCGUCCUCCAAAGCGGGCAGCUGGAUUAAAAACGUUGACUACUAUCGCCUUGAUGGGACCAUGAAUUCUACCUUAAGGAAGAAAUGGGCAGAUGAGUUUAACUACUCUGCCAAUGCCAGGGGACGCCUGUUUCUCAUUUCAACAAAGGCCGGAUCGCUGGGCAUCAACCUCGUGGCGGCUAACAGAGUCGUCAUCUUUGAUGCUUCCUGGAAUCCUUCCUACGACAUCCAGAGCAUUUACAGAGUGUACCGCCUGGGCCAGGUCAAACCAGUGUUUGUGUACCGCCUCUUGGCUCAGGGUACCAUGGAGGAGAAGAUUUACGAUCGUCAGGUGACUAAGCAGUCUCUGGCCCACAGAGUUGUAGACCAGCAGCAGAUUGAGAGACAUUUCACUCUUAAUGAACUGUCUGAACUCUACACAUUUGAGCCCGACCUGCUCGACGACCCCAACUCCAAGAAAAGCAGGAGACCCGUCUCCUUAUUUCCCACGGAUCUAGUGAUGUCUCAGCUGUUAGAAAGUUGCAGGGAUCAGAUUGUGUCGUAUCACGAGCACGAAUCCCUGCUGGACCACAAGCAGGAGGAGGAGCUCACCGAGGCGGAGCGCAAAGAUGCCUGGGCUGAGUAUGAAGCCGAGAAAGAGCCGAUCGCCCUACCGCUCACUGAGAAACAGAACACUCUGCAAACAAAGACGAAUGAGCAGCUGGAGGAGCUGUUCAAUAAAUACAAAACAAAUGUUGUUAACUUGUUUGCAACUAUGCACAAGAUUCGAUUCUUCACUCUAGAGGACUACGUGUUGCGUCUGCGGCAGCAGUAUCCCCUCAUGCCAGAGGCAGAGUUGAGGACUAAAGCGGAGAUCUGGAAACAGUACGAUGAGAAGAGGAGCAACCUGGAGCGGGCCUCGUGUUGGGAUACAAUCACAAAGCAAAAACUGGUCAUAAGUCAUAUUCAAGCCAUUCUGAACUUUCGAAGAAGUCAAGGAACCUACACGAAGGUGGCGCCGGUGACUGAAGUGAGACCGAGUGGACCAAUAUGAACCUUCCACUGCAGUGGCCUUAUUUACUUGCUGCUACGGCAGAAACAGGAAUGUCUGUUUCUCUGACCAGAUACAAAGAUGUUUAUUUAUGUUCUACACUUUAACUGGUGCAGGAGAUACCACUUUAGAGUCACUCUUUUCUUUUGUUAAUCACCUCAAGAAGCUGAAUGUUUUUCUACAGAGUUAAAAUAUUGUGAAAUAAUAACCUGAAUUAAAAAGGUAUUUUAUUAUGUUUGUA
Molecule: messenger RNA, 6084 nt
Organism: Oryzias melastigma (Indian medaka)
Lineage: Eukaryota; Metazoa; Chordata; Actinopteri; Beloniformes; Adrianichthyidae
Product: transcriptional regulator ATRX
Exons: 35
Coding region: 216-5846 (1876 amino acids)
Cellular component (GO): nucleus
Molecular function (GO): ATP-dependent chromatin remodeler activity; ATP binding; ATP hydrolysis activity
Source: RefSeq, a predicted model, not a curated record